This is a messenger RNA of Larimichthys crocea (large yellow croaker), 1095 nucleotides long. RefSeq names its product WAP four-disulfide core domain 2 (gene wfdc2). Gene Ontology annotation, molecular function: serine-type endopeptidase inhibitor activity. Bases 45 to 563 code for a protein of 172 amino acids. NCBI's taxonomy places the organism in Eukaryota, Metazoa, Chordata, Actinopteri, Sciaenidae. The record is from RefSeq and is a predicted model, not a curated record. The transcript has 4 exons. Gene Ontology annotation, cellular component: extracellular region. Gene Ontology annotation, biological process: innate immune response; antibacterial humoral response.
UAUUUGUCCAAACAGGAGUACAUUCUUGUGUGCAAGAGGUUAACAUGGAGAAACACUGGUCUGCUGUUUGUGCACUGAUUUUAACACUCGGUGCAUUUGUGCACUUUAACAUAGUUUUUGCUGCUGAAGCUGAUGGCAUUUUACAAGUGAUUCUUCCAAAACCAGGACACUGCCCACGUCUCCUUAAUGUUGUCCCAUCACAUAAGGGCUGUGUGUGUGAUGAAGACUGUCCCGCAGACCACAAAUGCUGUGUCUUUGACUGUGGAGCUGUCUGUGUCCCUCCUGCUUUCACCAAGCCAGGAGUGUGUCCUCGCAGGCGCUGGGGCGCAGGGCUGUGUGCAGAGUUUUGCUCUAAUGACAGUGACUGCCCCAAUGAGGAGAAGUGCUGCCACAAUGGAUGUGGACAUGAGUGCAUUGCACCAUACACAGUGAAGCCGGGCCGCUGUGCUCUGCCCCAGGGAACACCCAUGUGUGCUGAGUACUGCUAUCAUGACGGUCAGUGUCCAGGAGAGCAGAAGUGCUGCAAGACAACCUGCGGCCACGCCUGCAGUGAGCCCUGCUGAUUGGACGGUCAGCGACUCAGCUACAUCUGUGCACUUGUUUGGUUUCAGCUACACGGGAUGAGAAAUGUUCUAUCAUGUUCACUUUUUCUACUUUUAAACUACAUAGUAGCACACUUUGGUGCAACAUUUUUGAGCAUUGGUUUGCACAAAGUCUAAUUAAGUCAUUUUAUGUGCCUGUACUUUAAGUACAUACAAAAAUCAGUUUUUACAUUUUUUUUUUUUUUUUACCAAUACUUUUUCUGAUUAUGCUUUCCAAGCUACACUUGGAAAAGCAAUAACUGUAGAAUAGCCAGCUGUUGUGUUACUAUGACACAUGCUGGAAAAUAUUUGGUAAGGUGCCAUUCAUAGUAUUCUUAAGAAGACAGUGUGCAGUGUGUUUGCAUUUCAACUUGACGAGUUUACAACUAAGUAUUUCUGUACGAGUAGUAAAACUGUAUAUUCUGAAUGGAUUCAAAUAAUGUACUGUACUUAUAUAUCUGUUGCUUUUAAGUGACAUUUCUUUGUAUUUUAAGCAUUAAACAUGUUUGGAGAA